Messenger RNA from Fusarium sp. VM40, 1770 nucleotides. The record is from the annotation of a GenBank genome assembly. NCBI's taxonomy places the organism in Eukaryota, Fungi, Ascomycota, Sordariomycetes, Hypocreales, Nectriaceae.
AUGCUAUUUUCACGUCUCUUCCGAGGCCUUUGCCUUGCUGCUUUAGGCAGCAAGGCUGUCGAGGGCGCUUCUGUCAACAAGCCACACCUCGCCGAGAGAGCUUCCUCAAGCGAUCGUCUUGUCUUUGCCCACUUUAUGAUUGGAAUUGUCGGCAACAGACAAAGCUCAGCCGAAUAUGACGAUGAUAUGAAGCGAGCCAAAGACGCUGGUAUUGAUGCCUUUGCUCUCAACAUUGGCGUUGAUGACUACACGGACACCCAGCUUGACUAUGCAUACGACUCUGCCAAUCGCAAUGGCAUGAAGGUUUUUAUCUCAUUCGACUUCCACUUCUGGCCCGUCGGCAAUGCAAACGCUGUCGGACAGAAAGUGAAGAAGUACGGCGACAAGCCGGCUCAGCUACGCGUUGACGACAGGGUUUUUGUCUCCAGUUUCGCGGGAGACGGGCUUGAUGCAAACGCUGUUAGAAGUGCUUCUGGUUCUAAUAUCUUCUUCGUUCCCAACUUUACUCCUUGGGGAGGAAAGACUGAUGGAAUUGAUGGCGCAUUGAACUGGAUGGGGUGGCCGAAUGACGGUAACAACAAGGCGCCUAAGGAUGGCAAGAGUGUUAGUGUUGCAGAUGGCGACAAUAACUACGUGAAGUUUCUCGGUAACAAGAAAUACAUGGCCCCUGUCUCGCCCUGGUUCUUCACCCACUAUGGCCCCGAGAACUGGGUCUUUCCAAGUGGUUCUCUCAUCUUCGACCGCUGGAAUGAAGUGCUCCAAAAGGGUUUCCCCAUGGUCGAAAUCCUCACCUGGAACGACUACGGCGAGUCUCACUACAUCGGCCCUCUCAAGAAUAAGCAUACCGACGACGGAGCAUCCAAAUGGUCCAAUGACAUGCCCCAUAACGGCUGGCUCGAUCUUUCAAAGCCCUUUAUUGCCGCGUACAAGAACAAGGAUACCAAUGUCGCCAAGUACAUACAGAAGGAUCAGCUUGUCUAUUGGUACCGCCGCACCCUCAAGGGUCUUAACUGUGAUGCUACCGACACGACUUCUGGUCGAGCGCCUCCCAACCCUAGCGAGAACUAUUUCCAGGGUCGUCCUGACGGAUGGCAGUCGAUGGAGGAUGCCGUCUACGUUGUCAGCUUGCUCAAGUCCGCUGGUACCGUGGUUAUCAAGUCAGGAGGCAACACUGUUACCAAGGAGGUUCCUGCUGGAGCUACUCUGAUCAAGGUCGACGCAGCCGUUGGCAAGCAGACAUUCACCCUCAAGCGCGGUAGCACCGAGGUUCUCUCAGACACUUCCCUGAUGGAUAUCACUAAUGUCUGUCCUUGCGGAUUAUACAACUUCAACGCUUACGUCGGUACCGUUGCUGCUGGCUUCUCCGAUCCUAUGGACAGUGCUGGUCUCGCGUCCCUCACUGUCGGUCUACGCGUCUCGACUUGCCAGCCCAAGCCAUCUCUCGGAACAAACCCUGCCUCGCCAACACAGGCAAGCGACCCGCCCACUGUGACAAACCCUGGCAGCGGCAACGGCAACGCAUGUAUUGAGGGUACUUUUGCUGACGGUCAAAGUGAAAAUUACACGGGUCUCUGUUCGUACACUUGUGGUUAUAACUAUUGCCCUCCCGGUCCCUGCAAGUGCACCAAGUACGGUUCAGCUGUGUCACCUCCGGCGACGAACGGUCGUGCGGGAUGUCCUGCUACUGGCCUUGAUGAUUCCUACAAGGGACUGUGUGAUUAUACUUGUAACCAUGGAUACUGUCCUCCUGGUGCUUGUAGAUAUUGCUAA